AUGCAUCCGCAGGACAAUAUCACCGGGAACGCCGGCCAAGGUAAGCGUACAAUAAUUGAUUCGUACACGAUAAAAGGGUUGCACGGGCAAUUCGUAUAUUAUAAUAGUAUUCGUAUCGCCGGAAAACGCGAGCUUUCCCGUAUAUUCCGCGGUAUAUAGUAUGAAUCCAGGUCACCCGAGGGUAUAAUGUAUAGAUAAUAAUAAUUCACCUCGCAAUAAUGAAUUGGUUUUUUUUUUCUACGCGGCUUUUUUAGCGAGCAUAUUAUUAUAUAGGUGUACCUACGUCCUUAAUAUGAAAUGUAAAUAGUAUAAUACAAUAUAUCAGGCAGGUACCUACAUUAUACCUGUUACGUCGUUUUAAUCUUGCAUCACAUCGCCGUUUUCCUGUCAAACACAAAGUUUAUGGUACUAUAGCGCAAUAAACUUUUUUCACAUUAAUUAUCACGUUGUUUUAUUGUGACCUUUAGACAACUAGUAAUGUAGGUAUCGAUCGAAAUCCAUUUCGAAUCGCGUAAUUUAAAUGACAAAUUAUCAUUUAUACACGAAGUGUAAAUUUGCAUGUACUCAUUAGUUAUUAUAAUAUAUAUAUUUUAUGUUUAUUAAAUAUUUGUUUGAGCUUACAAUAAUUGCAUUUAUUAUUAUAAAAUAUAUUUUUAUAUACCUAUAGCAUUAUACCUAAUAUCAAAUUAACAAAAUAUGGGUAACCAUCUUUCCUAACCUAAGCUUUAACAAUACCUACAUUGAUUUUAAUAUUAUGUUUAUGUUCGGUUUUAUAUUUUUAAUAAAUAUAAUUACGCCUAUACCACUUAUCAAAUCGAAUACUCACCUAUUUAUAUGAUACACAUUAUACAAAUAUGGAUUUAGUGUUACAUAAUAGGAACUUAUUGGUAGGUACGUACAAAAUUAUAAUAAUAUUUCUGAAAAAAACAUUAUUUACAUGCAUAAACUAGGUAAUUUCAAAUAUAGAUACAAUAUUAUAAGUAUAUGAAACUAGGUACUAUAGUUAGCUAUUAAAUGUGUUAAAAAAUAUACCUACCUAUAUAUUGGUAUAUUAUUUUAGUUUUACAUAAUUACAGAGUGUGUGAAAUAAUGAUAGGUAUCUUAAAAGACUCUAAUUAAUGUACAAUGUAAAUUCACAGAAUUGGUUUUACAGUAUCUACAGUAAAAAAUUGUUUCUUAAUUAUAAAAAAAAAAAAAAAACCCAAUGGCUUAUAGAAUAACAAUUUUGUCAUGUUAUUACUAAUUUAAUGGAUUAGUAGUUUGUACACAUUUCUUUUAUAACUAUGUAACUAUAAAAUUGUAAAUUUUGAAUACAUUUUACAAUAUUAUCCAUUAAAUAAAUUUUAUUAAACUAGAUAUUUUGUACAAAGUAGUACAAUAUAUAUUUCAACAAGUAAAACUAUGUAAAAUGACAUGCACAAAAAGCUGUAAAAGAUACAGUUAUGUAGUUUUAUUACAAAGACUCCUAUAUAAUUCGUAUAUAUUUUGAAAUAUGAAUGGUGUUAAAAAAAAAUAGAUUUAAUCAUUUUUAAUAUAAAAAAAAUGUCAAAAACAAAAGUAGCUUGAUUAAAAAAAAAAUUAUCUAAAGAAAAACUUUGAAAUACAUUGAAUACCUACAGUAAUACUAAUAUAUUUUGUACUUAAUUUGUUUGCAUCAAAUUAUUAUCUAAACAAAUAACAUUUUCAUAAAUGUUCUAAUUAAGAAAUUAUUGAAUUCGUUUAUAAUCACACAAGAAUAAAGUAUCAUUAACUUUUUUUUUUUAAUUGAAUUUUUUUAGACUUUAUCAUAAUUCAGAUUCAAUAUUUGACAUUGGUAAAUUAAUACAUUUUUUUGUGCACAGAUACAAUAAAAAAAUCCAGAUACUAGUACCUAUAUUAAUUACAAUUCUAUAAUAUUUUCUAUGAUCUACCAUCUACAUAGUCAUAAUACUAUUAUAAAAAAUAAUAUUUAACAUUUUAAUAUAUUUUUUUCUUUAAAAUUUUGGAUAUUAUAUUAGAUAUCUACAAAUGCUUAAAAAAUAAUUGUGCAGUAUUAUUUUAUGAUGUUAUAUUUCCAGUAGAUAUUUAUUAAGUACAAAACAUUGCUUGAGUUUUAUCAUAUUCUUUUCAAAACAUCACAAUCUACUACACCUACAUAAUGUUUUUGUCGGACAUUUUGAUAUACUUAUCUAAUUAUUAAUUGGCAGUUUGAAAAUUUAUAUAGGAAAUAAUAUAAUAACUCAUUUGUAAUGCCAUAAUUCAAUCCAUUAUGCUCCAAAACGACAUAGAUAAUUAAUAAAAAUCUAAAAUUUGUACCUUCACUCAAAUCUAUUGCACUUGUACUAUCAACAUUUUAUAAAUUCCAGAUCACGUAAAAACAUUAUUUGAGAAUGAGAGGUAGCUGACAUAGCAACUUCUUUCUACUUAAAUAUGGUUUGCGCAAACCAUUUUAGUUAGUCUAACAUGACCUUUAACUAUGACUUUCACUAUUACAAAUAAUGCUUUUUGAUUUACAUAAUUCUUGUUUUAAUGGUUUUAAGCAGUUUUAGGUUCUCCAAAAAGCCACUCAACUACUCAGGGUUGUUAUUUAGAAACUGUCUGACUGUUAAAAUAUAGAACCUAAUUUCUACUGUGUAUGCUUUAUAACGUAUAUUAUACAAAUUAAUAUUAUAUUAUAAGAAGUCUUUAUAAUUAAUGGUAAUAUAAUAAUAAAAACAAUAAUGGUAGUUAUGUAAAAUAAUAAAUAAUAUAACAGCAAAAUUAUAUUUCAUAAAAUAUAAAUGGAAGUUUGAAAAAGUUUAUACAUAAAUAAUAUUGAAAAACAAAAUCUAAUUUUGACCAAUCAAAUAUAGGAUUUAACAACGUCCAUGUUUUAACCAGCCCUAAAACGCAUUAGUAACUUUCUAUAUACAUACCUACAACUUUUGAAGGUUAUUGUGUGUGUUUUUGACAUAGACAAAUAUGACAUAUUAUUCUGUUCUGAAUUCAAUUUGUAUAGUUUUGAACAUAUCAAAAAAUAAUACUACCGUAAGGAAUAAAUGUAAAUAUAGUGGUAGGUAUCUACAUUAUUUGAAUUAUAAAAAAAGUAAGUCAAUAAAAUUGUCUUAUUUCUUAAUAUACUCUCAGCUUAAUUUGUACAGCUUUACUUAUAAAAGUUACAUAAUUUUAUUUAUAAUAUAAUAGGCACUUAAAAUAAUUCUCUCAGAUAAAUUUAUGUAUUUUUAAUCUAUUUUUAAUUCAAGUUCUUAUAGUAAUAUAACGAUAAUAUGAAAAUCAAAUAACAAAUACCUACCUUAUAAAAUAUUUGUCUGUAAAAAUUUAAUUUUUUUAUGCUUAUUGUAUCAAUAAUUUUUAGAUUCUAUAGAUAUAUCUUCCUACUUUUAAAUAGAAACGUUUAUUAUUAAAUUUAUCUAAGAUUAUUCUGAAGUAAAAUAUCUGUAUAUUUUUUUUUUCAUGAAAAAUUUGAUGAAGGUACAUAUUUUUAAAAUGGAUAAAUUAUUUACUAUUAUAUUUUAUAAGCAUUUAUGUUUAGCUUAGAAACGGAGAUAGAAACAGACAAAUAAAUAAUUUUAAAUAAUUUCAUAUCAGUAAUAUUUUACAACACUGUACUCUGUCAAUAUGCAAUAUUCAAUAAUUAUUAGUUUAUUACCUAUUCAAAAAGCGCAAUUUUCAGAAAGAACUAUUAAACUUUAGAUUUUGUAAGAGAAAAGCGUAAAUCUAGUAUGUUCGUUGUUACUUAAGAUACAAGACUCUUCACGUCUUGUUAUUGAUCGCGUCAUUGGCCUCUAUUUUUUUUCUUAUUCAGCUAAAUUUAAAUUUAAAAUAAUUUAUAGAACCAAAGGUGUAAUUAUAUCUUCAUUCACAGCUAUAAAUAUUAAAUUAGCUACUAAUCAAUACGAAAUUGUAAAUAUAUUAAACUUAUAACUAUUUAUAUACAUUUAUAUUAAUAUUAAUAGUUAAUUUGAUUAAUAUUUUAAUGGACAAUAUUUUGAUCAUUAAAAUAUAUACAAAAAAAAAUAUAUUUCUUUUUUGAUAAUUGGUGGGAAUGUUAUAAAGUACCUUUCAAAACAAACCCGUACUUCAUUUUCAUAAUCGUCAUUUAUCAUCAGUAACAACCGCAGUCCGCAUUACAUUAUAGUGUUGACAUAUUUGAAAUAUUAUAAUAAUUUCCAAUUAUAAUGUGAACUAAAGCAUUUUACAUUAUUAUUAUAAUGUAUUUAAUUUUCGCCAACAGAAAUAUUAAUGUUACUUAUGAGAUAUUUAACGUUAGCCAAGCCUUAUAUUGAAACAAUAGUCAGUUAUUUUAAUUAUAUAUUUUUAAAAUAGAAAAUCAUUACCUAACAUUUGGAAAUUAAUUCUCCAGAUUUCUAUGAAUUCUAAAUUAUAUUUUAAAAAUAUAUUUAAUAACUACAAUAGUAGGUACCUACAUAAUGAAUAUAGCUGUACCUAUAAUGAAACAUAAAUAUCAAAUUAUAGGUAGACCUACCUAAUACCAUCGAUUGAUGCUUAUACUUACAUAACCAGUAUAGGUUUACAUAGGUUAGAUACCUUAACCUAGUAUUUAAAUAAUAUUUUUGUAAACAAAAAUAAAUCAUUACUUAAUUCGAAUAACGGUCAUUAAGAUUCGUUUACAUUACCUACUAUAAUAUUUUUUUUUUAUAAAAUAGAUUUUAGAUCUAGUUAGUACAUUGAGAAGGUCAUUUUUUGAUUUUUAAAGAGUUUUCAUAAUAAUUGAGGAAAACCCAUAAAAACAUAAGAAAAACGGGAAAGUUUUACUGCAUUAUUACCAUGUUUUUAAAGCAUGAAACUGUUAUGUUUUAAUAUUUUCGUUUUUGUUUUUAGUUGUAAUUUGGUUAGAAAUAAUCGUAGAGACCUGACAAUUUUAAUUGGAGAUUUUGACGAAAAUCGUAAAAAUAACGCUACAAUUCAAAACAAUAUGUAUAAAUACAAAUGAACUUUGCUCAGAAUCGUUUAUUACUAUGAAUAUGUUAUCGUUGCGUACAGAUAAAAAUUAAAUAACUUAUGUAUGUCACUGUUAUGAAUAUAGAUUGUACCUUAUCUAAUUUAUAUUAUCUAUGUAACAUUGUAAUAAUAUGUGAUAAGAUUAUGAUAGUAGAUUAUGUAAUGUGUGUCAUACCGACACAUUCAGUAUUCACUAUAUAACAUUGUUUUUAAUAGUCAAAAUAUAAGAGUUAAUAAUAUUAAAGUGAAACUGUAAAUUGUAUUAUAACACAUACAGAACAGUCACCUUCUCAACUUCCCACCUCUAACAGUGGCACACCCAUUAGUAGUAUCAGCUCUUUUUUAAAUAUGAUUUUUUUAAAAGUAUUUUUGAAUUUUUAUAACUGGUAAUGGGGAUCGUAUGUUUAAACUAUUGAAAGCAUUACCAAUGCCUAUCUAAAAACGUGAUCGUAAUUGUUAUACAAUUAGGAAAUAAAUAGUUCAUAAUAAUUGGUGUUAUAAAAAAUGAAAUAACCUACAUACUCCUUGUAUAGGUAUAUCUACUGUUUAUUAAACUUUAUAUUACAUUUUUGAUACCCACCGAAUUAUAACUACAUAUACUAAUCAAUAUUUUCAAUAUUAUAUCAUGUAACAUGAUACCAUAUAGUGUUGUUAAAAAAAUUUUAUUAUACCCGUAUAUGCCUACGCACGACCCUUAGGUAACUUAUAAAUUACAAAAAUAAAGGAUAUUAUUACAGAAUUUUAGUUACCUACCUCAUAAAUCAUUUAUAAUCCUGAUGCUAUAUAUUAUACCAUGUACUACUUUUAUACAUAAUAAUAAAAACGAUACUUUAUUACUCCAACAACAACAAAAAUUAACAAAUAAAAUAUCUGUACCUAUACAUACAAGGAUUGAAUCAAUUCCUAAGCCGAGAGUUUCGGAUUAGGUACCUACGUCACAUUACUAAUUUACCUCAUAGCUUAAAAAAAAAAUAAUUAAUCAAAGGUUUUUUGUGAUAAAAUUAGUUUGCUUGUUUUUCUAAAAAAUAUAAAUUAAUUAUAUAGCACACAUCAUUGUAAAACUAAUAAAAUAGCUGAUGCAUUUUUUGAUUAUUUUUAAUAUAGCUUGAAGUUUUUUUUCUUUUUAUGCAGUAUUUUUAAUGACCGAGAAAACCUUUUAGAACGUUGUAUACCAAAAUGAAUGAUGAAACAAAUUAAUGAAUUAGUUUGGGUUAUCUCAGAAAUAAUAAAUAACAAUUUAAAAUAUUAUAAAUAUAUUAAAAAUUCGUGUACAUAAAUUUUAUGUUUUUUUAGAUUAUAAACGGAGCUAGGAAUAUUGUUUUACUAAUUAUGCAGUUUUUUUGGCUUUUAGUAACUAUUUUUUCAGAAAUAUUGCUCCAAUUAAAAAAUGACAAGAGAUCUAUUUUGCUGAAUUUUGAAUCUUGCAGGUGCAAUAAGAAAGUCAUUUUUUGAUUUUUCAAGCGAUUUUUCAUAAUUACUGGAAAACUGAAAAGAAUCGUAUAGGAAAAACUGACAAAUAUUUACUUAUUAAAUUAUUUUAAAUUUUUACCAUUUUUUUAUUCUACCAAAAAUCAAACAGUAGCAUAUUUUUUGAGAGAAAAUUUUGUAUCUUAUAAGUGAGUAUAAAGUCGGUUUUUGAUUUUCCGUGUCGUUUUUCAAUAAUAGGGAAAACCUAGAAAAAAGAGGAACUUGGGUGCUGCAGCCUCCCAUAAGAUUAAAAAACUUGGACUAUAAGGAAUAUAUGGCAAAAGUUUGGUAAUAUUAUAACUAUAUGAGUAUCUAUAAUAGUGAGCCUCCUAUAACAUUUAAAAAAUCUUAAAAAUAACUUUUUUUAUCUUAUAUUUCCAACUUCCUAUUUACAACAUGUAGCACACACAAUAUUUAUUUUCAAAAUUGUUUUUCAACUAUGAUAAAUUUAAAUUCAAGUUUAAAAAUAAUAAUAUAAAUACCUACUAAUUAAAAUACAAAUAUAUUAGGUAUAUAAGUACACUGAGGUAAAAAAAUCAUAUAAUGUACAAUACACAUUGUUAUUUACCUACAUAUUAUAUACCUAGCUAUCUUUUCUGUUUUGUACUUUUGAUUAUUCAAAUAAUAAUGAUUUCCUAUUUAAGUAUAGUAUAUUUCGGGUAUCUAAUUUCUGCUGAAUUUAAACUUUAUUUUGUUAUUCUUAAACUUUUAAAAGAAUACUUAUCAUGAACAUUACCUAAGGGUAAGGACUCUUUGGAUGUUCAUACUCGGAUACAAGUUUUUACUUUUUAGCAACAAUGCCCAUAUAUUGUGUAAUAAAAUGUCUAAUGGAUAAAUGCAAUUUUUGGUUUUUUUUUGUUUAUUGUUUAUGAGUUUUCUAUUUUGUGUAUUUUAAAUCGCUAAAAAAAAAAAUAAAUGUUACCUAUUCAAAAAUUUACUUUUUAAACCAGUCAUGUGCAUAUGCAUGCCUGUUGUAUAAUAUAUGAAGAGUUUUUAGAAAUGUAUAAUUUUAAGGAAUACCUAGAAUAAUAUCAUUCAUUUUUAUAAUAUUAAUAUCAUAUUCACCUAUUUAUAACGGACAUCAAUUGAAUAUUUUUGAUAAAGUCAAUUCGGUUGUAUUAAUCAUAUUUAGGAUAACCGAAACGAAAUCAUUGUUACAAAACUUUAUAUAUUAACAUUAUGGAGUCAAGACACAGUUCUAUACUACUAAUUAGUAUUCAUUAUAUAAUGCGUCAAUGCAUGUUGGUACCCAUUCAUGUGUCAUUCAUAUUUUUGAUUUUUCAUUAAUUUACACUUCAUUUACAAAUCAGUAAGUAAUCUUUUAAAAAUCAAAAGUUUUAAAUACAGUAUCUAAUACAUUAAAUUAUAUAUUAUAAAGUUUACAUGCAAUUACUUAGUGUAUACUUAGUAUAUUACAUUACAGUAUUCGCAACUUAUAUACUUUAUACAGAGUGAUUCACUAAUAAUUAUGAAACAGAAAUUAUCUCUGAAGAUUUUAAGCGAAUUUGAUUUCUGUUUUUUUUAAUAGAAACCUCCACAGAUUUAACACACAAAAUAAGUACUUUAUAUUUUUAAAUUAAUUUAACUGCACUAAACAUUUUAAUGUAUUUAAAACUAAUAUGGGAUUUACUAUUUAUGAGUUAUAACAGUUUAAAAUUUAGACCGGAUUAGUAGGAAGGGUAAUAAAUUUCAAAUCCAUUUUAGACGAUCAAUUUAUAACCCUUCUCUACUCCUUCGGUCUAAAAUAUAAAUUUUAUCAUAAACGGUAAAUCCGAUAUUAGUUAAAUAAAAAUGUUUAGAAAAUUAUUGUAUACUUGUAUUUAAAGGGAAGGAGAGUUGCUAUUUAAAAAUCCAAAGUUUAUACACAUUUUAGGUAUAUGGACUAGGAGGAGAAAUUGAAAAAAUAGUGUUAAAUAAAGCUUAAACGGUUCCAUAAUGAUUGAAAAAUGAAAACAAAAAAACGGAAAUUAAAUUUAGGUACUAAUAACUUCCAAAAAAAUCGAUGUUUUUUAAUAAGUGAAUCACUCUGUAGAUAAUCUAAUAAUAAGCUAAUUAAUCAUAUGCAUUGCAAUAAUGAAUCAUCAGUAGACAGUAGGCUAAUUUAUAUAAGUAACAUAUUAUGUUGUUACAGAAUUAAUAAUAUUAUGCUCCAUGAAUUUUAUUAGGUACAAUUUUCAAAAUUAUUUAUAGAAACAUAAUUCCACAUCCACAACUUUAUACCUUGUAUUAUACAUGUAUUUUAUACAGCUUCCCGAAAAGUUUUCCUUUAUGAAUGUCAAAUACUGACAUGAGAUCGAUUACGUAACUUUAGGUAUUCUGUAGUUUUCUCUUGAAAACUCAGCGAACCCAAAUAAUUAUCCCGUUUCAAUCAAACAAAAGAAUAUUGCAAAUACACGUGACAAAAUAAAUUUAUGUAAUACCACACCAUUAAUAAUAUGCAUCAGAAUAUGGUUUCUCAAUAAAUACACUACAAUAGUACAGGUGGCUACACUAACAUUACAAUACCUAUACUAUUUGAUAUAAAUUAAUUAACGGUCUCGUUAUAAUCAAUGUUUCUCAAAAUAGAAUGUACAGGUAGGUAUAAGUACAUUUUUAAUUAAAGUACCUACCGCCGUGCCAAACUAUUAUAAUAAUUGUGCAUAUAAAUAGACUACAUUUUCUUUACAUUAUUUAAUUUAACAUGCCAUCAUAUAAAAUAGUGUACAAUACUUAUAAACGUACUACUUAGUAAAUAAAAAUGGAAAAUGUUAAUAAAAAUAUUUUUUUACGUAUGUAUCAUAAAAAUAUCGAAAUUUAAUAAGAGUAGGUAUAGUAAAUGAUAACAUGCAUACAUUUAAACAUGGGUCGCUAUUCACGUAUUAAAGAAGUCUCUCUCAUACAGUUACUUGUGGUAAGGGCUCCAAGCGCGAUUGUGGUACUCACUUUUUUUCAUUAACUUUUUUAUUUAUUUCAUAUUUUGCCGAAAACGCCACAUGCUUAGAUGUAUAUAUAUUAUCAUUUAUUAUACCCUUAUUCAAUUUCGAUGUUAUCAAGAUAAAUACGCAAAAAAAUAUUUGUAUAAACAAGUUCAAUUAUUAUUUACUUUUUAGUUCAUUUUAGAAGUCUUGAAUCUUGGGCAUGUCUGCAAGGGAAGUGAGGAAUCUAAAGUAACAUGAAUUGUAAUGAAAAUAAACGUAGGAGAAAAGAGAUGGAUAGGAAGACCGAAAAAGAGGAGGUCGGAUGCGAUUGAGAAUGAUAUGAAAACAACCGAUGUAUGCGAGGUGGGAAAUCGGAUAUAUAUACUGUCUUAUGAGUAUUAUUUUAAAUUGACUAUUGGAUUAUAAUGUAUUAAUAUAUCACAACUUACAGACUGAUAUUAUUUAAAAAAAAAAAAUUAAUACGAUUGACAUUUUUUUUUUCAAGCUUUCUAUUAUACUAUCUAUUUCAAAUGGGAGUUAACACUAAGGAAAUUUAAAGUAUAUCUAUAAGCAACGAUAAACUAUUGCUAACGAAAAAACGAUUCUGAACGGAGUUCAGUUGAUAGUAUUGCUUUGUCAACAAUAUAUUAUAAUAUGUCAUAUUAUGGUAAAAUAAUUAUAUUAUAUAUUUUCUGUAAUAAUAUUUGUUUAAUAUUGUACCUAUUUUCCUGUUUUUCCUAGAUUUUACCAGGUUUCCCGUCGGUUUUUUUCAUUUAUUUUAAAAACUCUAGGGAAGAUCAAAAAAUGACCUCCUUAAAGUACCAUCCCAAUCGGAUUUCAUUUUAGAAAUAGUGCAAUAAUUGUAAAUUAGAGCAAAAUUGUUGGUAGAAAAGUUCUCCAUAAAAAAAAAAAAUAAUAACAAUAAAUAUUAUUGUAAAACCAAUAUAUUCCUCGCUCCACUCAGAAUUUAAAACACUUUUCGAUAACUAAGCUUCCGGAAAAAACUAUUCUAAAAAAGGUUAAAAAUUUAAAUUUAAAUAUGAGCUUGUAUUUGUAAUGUUUCCUCUUACCAUAUGAUUUUAAUUAAUUAAAAUUUCCAGGGCAUUGAACCGAAAAAUUAAUAAAAUAACCCCUUUAGGGAACCCUCUGUGAUCAACCAACUGAACAAAAGCUUAAUGUGUCUGUUAUAUUGAGCAUGAAAACUUACACCAAAAUUAUUUUAACCUACAAAACAACCAAAUUAUUGUUAUUUUUAACAGAGGAGUAAGGGAUUUCUUUUUAAAAUUAAAACUAUAAAAUUAAUAGGUAGAACUAGUCUUGUACCAGUGAUUAUUGACUCUGUAAAAUUUAACCGGGGGUUUAAUUUUACAAGUGAUUUAAAUUUUAAUAUCUGAACAUUUGAUUUAGAGUGGCAAUUGUUUUAUCAUUAUAGUGGUAAAAUGUUUAGAAAAUUGUAAGUUUUCAGCAAUUAAUCAUUUUUUUAGAUUCUAAGUGGAAUGAGGGAUUUAUUUAUUUAAUUGGUUUUCACAAUGAUGUUUUUUUUUCCUGUGAACAACUUUUCUACCAACAAUUUUGUCCGAUUAACUAUGAUACUACUUUUUCUGAAAGGAAAUCAGUCUGGGGAGAUACAUUAAGGAGGUCAUUUUUUAAUUUUCCCAGCCGUUUUCAUAAUAAAUGGGAAAACCGGAAUAAAAACAUGGGAAAUUAGAUACCUACAAUAUUAAACAAAUAUUUUUGACAAAGCAACACUAUCAAUCGAACUCCGCUCAGAAUUGUUUUUUCGUUGGUAAUGGUUUAUCGUUACUUAUAGAUAUACAUUAAAUUUCCCCUCUACUACCUUCCUAACUUCUCACCUAUAACAGUGGCUGCUCCCGUCCUCAUUAUCCUAGGACAGCUUUUUUUCCUUUUUUUUUUUUUAUUGAGAUCUUAGGUUAAUGACAUAUUAUAAAUAUUUAAUCGAUAGCGAUUGUACACGAUUAAAGAUGUGUUAGCCCCAGUGUUAUUUUUAAUCUGUAGCAAUGUAGAAAAUAACGUAUCUGAGUCGGGAUUCCUGAUGACUUGUGUCAAUGUCCACCAAAUGAUUAUAUAAAAAAUAUUUUAAAGUUAUUGUAUAAAUGAAUGUUCAUGUAUGCAUUAGUAAUAAUUGUUGUCCAACAAACAUAAAAUAAUUUCAUUAAAAAAACAAACCUUCGCACAAUGGGUGGGCCACUGUUGUAGGUGUGCAAUUUGAAAGGUAGAGGGGAAAUUUAAUGUAUAUUGGUAUGCAACGAUUAAUCAUCGUUUUCAAAAAGCGAUUCUGAGCAGAGUUUGGUUAUACAUGUUUAGAAAGACCGUAAUAUUUAUGAUUUUAAAAUAUUACAUUUCAUAAAAUUUCCCGUUUUUCCCAUUUAUUAUGAAAAUCUAUGGGAAAAUCAAAAGGUUAGGUUAGGUUAAGUAAAAUUUAUUUUCAGAAAAUGUAUUGCAUUUUGAUAUCAAAUCAAAAUAACCGGUAGAAAAGUUUUUCACAGAAAAAAAAAUUAUAUAAUCAUUAUAAAACCAAUAUAUUCCUCUUUCCGCUCAGAAUCUAAAAUUUAAAUAAUUUGUAUGAAUAUAAAUUCCUAUUUACAUAAAUAAAAUACUUAGUUUACCAUUUUAUUAUCUAUACCUUUAGGUAUAUGAUUAUUAAUUACAAUUGAAUACAGAACAUCUAAUUAUUUUUAUGCAUUUUGAUCUUCAUGACUAUUCAAAUGACAUUAUGAAGUUAUACGUUCGUAAAAGAACUAAUAUCACUAAUUUGAUACAAAUAAUCAAUUUAUAUUUCAUUCUCCUGAAAUUUGGGAUCUAUCACAUACUCGUCCACCACCACUACUCUAAAAUAUCUUGGGCUAUAGGCCUUAAAUAAUACUAUUGUCAUGUCACUGUAUUACGUCAUAUAUUAACGUUUAUUAUUUUUUAUUUUAGGCCUCAUUAAGAAUUUGGACAAGUUUAGUUCUAAAAUGUGGAAGAAAUGUAACAUGAUUAAUUCAAUCGAUCAUUCACCGCACCCUACGUGGGAUAAGGUGUGCGUUGAUCAACUUGUGUGGUCAUUUAAUAUACACUCAUACGGAUUUGCUUGCCUCUUUUUUAUUUUAUCAUUUUAUGCUGUAUUUUCCAUAUUAAAUAUCAGGUAAAUUUGUAUAAUAUUUAACUUAAGUAUACCAUUAAGAUUAGUUGAUAACAGUGUGCUUACAUUUCAUGGAAUGCAGGUAGGUAGGUAGUAGGUACUAGGAACCAAACAGUACGGGUAAAUAGUUUCGUUAUUAGGGGAGGAAUCAGGAUGACAUUUUUUAAUAAUUUGUAAAAUAUACAUUUUUUUUUAUAUAUAUAUAAAGUUAAAUUUUGUUUUAAUUAAUACAAUUAAUAUAAUAAUAAUAUUGAAGGGUAAAUGGUUAUUAGGGGAUACUUGUACUCCGUUUUAUCACCCCUGGUGCCCUUUUACUGACUAGAACAAGACGAUAAAAUUAAUUUUAAAAAUAAAUAAAUUAAGUAAAAUAUAUUGUCUAUUAAAUAAAGGAAUUUUAUCAAGAAAAUGUAAAAUGUGGUUUGGAGUACCUAUGUGAAUCUAUGGUUUAUCUUAUAUUAAAUUGCAUUACAUUUUUACAAGGUUUUUUUUAUUAGUAACUAAUAACGAGGUCGGUACUUACUUAAAAGUUAAAAUGUGCAAUAUCCUCAAAGAUUAUUAAUGUUUAAUUUGUAUUCUUGAACAAAGAAGUAAUAAACCUUUUGCCUAGUUAAAACACCAAGUAGAACUAAUAUAGCUUCCUCACUUUGUUAAGAACUUAAAACAUCAAUUUACAUUUAUAAUUUAUAUAAUUAAAACUUGUAAAAAAAAAAAAAAAAAAAAAAAAAAAAAAUGAGAAAUUUUAAUUAAUGAUAUUGAACGUAAAUAAAAUCCACUUUUGAAAUAUUUUCUAUAAAAACGUGCAUGGAAUGACUACACAUUUAUAUCUAUGUAAAAGUAUUUAACAAUUUACAUGAAUUUAUAUUUUAAAUUUCAAAACUUCAUAUUAAUAUACUCGUAUUCAAACAUAUUUGACAAUUAGUAUGCAUUUUUAUUUAAAAUGUAUAAACUUUAUUUUAUUUACAAAAUACACAUCAAUGAGAUUGACAAUAAGCAUUAUGACAUAUUCUUUGUACCUAGUGCAAGCUGCAAAUAUAUAGGUAAUUCUUGAAUAGUAUUCUAAUAUAUUUGUGUUAAAUUUAAUUAUAGAUCACAAACGACCACUCAAAAACCAUACAUGACAGCAAUUAAUGUAUUAUUAUUAGCAACUGGUAUUUGUAGGGCAUUUGUGUUAUUUGUCGACCCAUAUAAUACAAGACGGGUAAGUUUAUGUCAAUGUUUUAUGUGAUAUAUACUUAAUUCAUCUACUUUACAGAAUAUCCCAUCCGUUGUCACACAUUUGACAUGGGAUCUAGGCUUAUGCAGCUUAGUGACAGCUCUAUCAUUAUUACUGUUAGCCUAUUUGCAAUUAACACAAGUCAGUUUGAAUUACAUUUUUAGUAAUACCAAUUAAAAAAAUUAGUUUUAAAAUAUCAUUUUUGAUUUAGUUACAAGCAGGACCUUCAAAUAUGAGACGAAAAUCGGUCGUAGUAACAGCUACUGUAUUAACUGUUGGUGUUCUUGUUCCAGCAGAUAUAGUUGCAGCCGUGGAUAAUAAAUUAUGGGUACUUAUUAUAUUGAGAUAUCUAACAAAUAUGACUUAUUAAUUAAAUAUAUUGUACUUUUAUAAAUGGUUGUUUAAUCAGGUUUUAGGGAACGCAGUGCGUAUUCUAUUACAUAUUUGGGGUAUUUGGAUAUGCUCUUUCUUCAUUUAUUUGGGAAUCAAAGUAAUGACGCUCGUUAAACGCAUGCCAAAAUCAGUCUUACAAAAUUUUGAUUCAAGACACAAGGGUAAGUGUAAAACAAUAAAAACAAAAAUAUUUCAUAAGUUUAUUAAAUUAUUAGUUUUAAAUACUUACUAAUAUUUGAUGGUUUAAUAUUACUUUAUACCUACAUAAGAACAAUUUAAAAUACUUAGGUAUUAUAAAUUUGAUAAUGGAUAAAAAAUCAUAUUUAAAUACCUAGGUAUUUAUGUAUAAACAAAAAAACAUUUCAAUUAAUGACUAACACUAAAAUUUGAUACCUAUAUCUAUAAUCUUGUGUAGGUAUAAUGCAAUUAGGGAUAUUAGCACCAUACAAUAACUUAGCUACCUCUAUGGCAGCCGCAUUAGUUCCAGCACUUUUAGUUCCACACCAAUCAAAAUCAGAUUCAAAAGAUAAACCUAGUAAGAUUGAUAAAAAUAAAAAUAUUAAAUAAAGUACCUUACCAUCAAGUAAUAACUAUUUAUAUUUUUCUUCUAAUUAUCAUUUAGCUGUCAAAAUAACAGCACCAUCAGAAGUAGCAAAUAGCUUUAAUAGAAUGAAUCGGAGAGCUAGCAGUUUUGUGCAAAGACAAAAAAGAUCUGGAUCAUUGUUAAGUCCAACUACGCCAUCAAGAAGGUCCAGUGAAGUUCAAAAUAUCAUCCAAAGUAAUUAAUUAAUUUUAAUAAUAUAAUAAUUAUAAUGGUUAAACUAUUAAAUGUUUUUUAGAGCGACUAAGUUGUGUGGAAGGGAGUAAACAAUUUCUGGCAUUAAGUCCUAACAAUAAUACUAGUGACAAUACUGAACCAGAAGAAAGUUCAUGGCGAAAAAGUUUUGCUAAAUCAAUAUCAUGGCAAUUUCCAAAAACUGGAGAAUCGAGCACUGCAAAUGAUACUUCACCAACAACUUCAUCAUCGUUACUUACUCCAUUACAAGUAAAACACAUUGUAUACACGUUUUUGAAACGUAAUUUAUAACUCAUUAUAAUAUUUUUUUGUAUUCAGCCCCAAAGAAGUUUUAGACUCAAGUCUACAGGACAAGCUGAUCAGGAAACCAGACCUACAACCAGGCAUUCGAGUAGUUUUUCAGAUUUAGUUAGUGCUAAUUACAUACUAUAUUAUUUUAUUUUAUUUAUUCACAAAUAUAUUUUAUGCGAUUCUGUGCAUGUUAUUUUAGAGUUCUGAAAUGAAUUUAAGUACAAUAUUAAAUCACAUAGCAUUUGUGAAUCGAGGAAAUGGAACGGGAGAUGCUAAAAUGGAAAAUGUUAGAAGACGUGCUUCAAAGGUCGCAAUCACUAAAUCUGAAAUUGUUUUGGUGAUAAAAACUGUGCAUGUCUGUGCAGGACUUGCUAUGUUAUUAUGCUUCUUUAAUUUUGCAACGGAUAUAAAUUUGAUUGGUAAAUAGGUAUUAAAUUAUUAUAGUAGUAUAUAGUAUAUACGUGUACAGUACCUAUCUACACACAAUUUUUAAAAACAAUUUGAUUUUAAUAGGUAACAUUUUUUUAAUAUUUUUACUAAGUAAUAUUUUUUUAAUGGCUAAUCUAGGGCUGCCAUUUUUCCUGAUUUAGCUGGGACACUACCGGUUUUCGACAUGUUUCCCGAUAUUUAUUUAUUAAGGUCCGGCCGAGACAGUAAAUAAUACUGGUUUUCUAAAAUAAGUUCCGCGUCUUCAAAAAUGUAAAUUUUUACAAAAACCCCCACACAAUUUAUUUUGGAUAUUUAUAUUUUAUUUCAGAAAUAAUUUUUAGGUAUCGGGUAUUUUGUUAUAUUUAUGAACUCAAAUAAUUUGAGAGGCUAUAUUUUAUCCAAUGAUACAAUCAUAUCUACAAAUAAUACAGGUUCUGUAAAUUUAAAUAUAUUCUUAUUAUUGAUAGUUCGAGCGCCCAUACAAAUUUUUUUAGGGAAGGAAAAAUUUAUAAUGAUAACCAUUUAACAUACCAUUACUUUUAAAUUUGAAAUUUUUUUCGAAAAUCUAAGGGGAAAUGCACCUUUUCCUGGAUAGUCAAUGGAUAAAUUUAAUACCUACCUACUGGCAUGCAUAAAUAUUAUUAUCAGAACUUAAGAAUAUUUUUUAAAUUAAAAUAUACCUACGAUCUACCUAUUGGCUGUUAAUACCAGUUAUUUACUAAAUGUGUAUGCUAGUAAAUUAUAUCGACAUUAAAUAAUUUAUUCACUUAUGAUUUAUUGUUUUUAGGAGUUUAUUCAUAUCAAAAACCAUGGUGCUGGCUUGUCGUACAAAGUGUAAUACGAAUUUUGGAACUGUCAUUAGCGUGCAUGUUAGCAAACCUAACAAAACAACCAGUCAACGUUAUACAUCACACUCAAUAUACCCAUCCAUUGAGAGCUAAACUUCGAGGGUCGUUUUUCAUUUAAACUCCAUACAAUUAAAAAUAAAAGGGUUCAUUUUAUAACUAAAAAUGAUACAAUCACUGAGUUAAUAUUAAGUCUGAUGGGAAUACUACGCAAAUGAGAUCGGGACCAUUAUUUCAAAUAUGCAAUAACGGAUUUUACAUUAUAUUAUAUACUCGAGAUAAUAUUAUUUUUAUUUUCUUUCUUGUUCACUACGUUUUUACCAUUUGCGUAGUAUUCUUUAAGAAAUAUACAAUCGAUAUUUUUAAUCUUCUCUCUGUAUCCCUCUCACUCUGUCUCUUUCUUAAUACAUACACUCAAAUUAAAUAUGAAUAGGUAGGUAUAUAAUAUUAUAAUUUAUAUACACAUUUCUAUAUAUAAAUCUUUUAAAUAUUAAAUAGAUCAUCUUGAUGAAAUACUUUAUGAAUGUUUCAUUUGUUGGUUAGAUAUAUUUUUAGAAGUUUUAUGACGUUAAACAUUUAAUAUAAAUUGCUUUAUUUUACACUAUAUUGUUAAGUAUAAAUAACGCAAUCGGUAAAAUAACAUGAGUUACCAAAAGUAUUUUAUGUUAAUAUAUUAUAUGGGUGUGUGUGUGUGUGUUGUGUUUGUAUGUAUAUGUAUGUUCAUGUAAAGUGAUUCAGAUUCACCAUAAGUACUUGUAAGUAGACGUAUAUAAUAGUGUAUUUACACAUUUUUACAUGGCGAGUUACCUAUAGUUAUUAUAAAAUACCUAUUUUUAUAAAUUAAAUGGCUCUAAUAAUCCGAAUCUAAAAAAAAAAAAUUCUUAAAUAAACUAUCCAUCUUUUUGUAUUCAUUAUAAACAAAAAAAUAAACAUAAAAACCCUCUUUGUUAGUACUGCACACUAUUAUUUUGCAUGG
This is a messenger RNA of Cinara cedri, 17390 nucleotides long. The record is from the annotation of a GenBank genome assembly. Lineage: Eukaryota; Metazoa; Arthropoda; Insecta; Hemiptera; Aphididae.